AUGUUGACGGUAGCAUACAUCGCGCUGUAUUCCGCGUACUGUAUCCUAGGCGCGCGGGCUAUACCUGCAACGCGAGGUGCCACCAAUAUCUGUGACAUCCAGCCUCUCGGAGAGGGCCAAGAUGAUACAGACCAGGUCGAAGCGGCUAUCGCACAAUGCGGACACUAUGGGACCACGGUGUUUGCCCCCGGCGAAUACAACAUCACCAGGAAGAUGUCCUGGGAUCUCGUAGAGUCUAGAGUCGACCUACAUGGGUAUCUGAACUUCAAGGCGGAUCUACCCUACUGGAUGAAUCCCGAAAAUACAUACAGGGUCAUCUUCAUCCAGAGUCAAGCAUCCUGGUUCGUCAUCACCGGACACGACUUCGUCGUCGAUGCCCAUAAUACCGGCGGAAUCAUCGGCAACGGCCAGUACUGGUGGAACUGGUAUGGCACCGCGAGCCGCCUCGAUGGCGAUGGACGCCCUGUCGCACUCACGUUAUACCGAGCGAGCCGGGGGACGAUUGCGAAUUUCAGGAUUGAGGGUCAACCCUUCUGGUGCAACGCGAUAGCAGAAUCACAUGAUGUCGUGUACGACGGCAUGUAUUGCAACGCCACAAACACAAACCCUGAGUACUUCUAUGACAAUGUUGUGCCCAACACGGAUGGUGAGGCCCGUUCUUUUGCAGACCAGCCUACGAAGGCAACCGCUAAGCUGUUCUGCUUCCAUGUAGGCAUUGACACCUUCCGAUCGGACAAUGUUUCGCUGCUGAACUUCGAUAUCACGCUGGGAGACGACUGCUUAGCUAUCAAGGGUAACUCCACCAAUAUCUAUGCGCAGAAUAUCACCUGCCGCGGGGGAAAUGGGAUUGCUUUUGGGUCGUUGGGACAGUACUGGAACUUGUUCGACCAUGUUGAGAACGUCACCUUGGAGGAUUUACAUAUGGUCCGUCUGGACCCUAAAAUACAGCCCAACAUGGGUACAGGAAUCAAGGUAUACUUCAAGUCCUGGACUGCGACAGUCAUCGGCUUUCCUCCAGAUGAUGGUGGUGGCGGACCUGGUCUUGUCACCAAUAUUACCGCUCGAAAUGUGAUACUGGAUAACGUCUCUCUUCCGAUUCAGCUGUACCAAACGAACGGAGGCCUUCCAGGCAAUGCACCAUCACAGCUCCAAUUCGCGAACUUGACGUUUGUGAACUUCACCGGUACAACGUCAGGCAAUACAAUCGUCGAUAUCGCGUGCAGCCCGGCGGCACCGUGCCCCGGCAUGGUGUUCAGCGACAUCAAUAUCACCGCACUUAAUGGCAAGCCGCCGACCUACCAAUGUUCAAACGUUGUCAGUGAGCGAGGGCUGUCAGAAUGCAACGCAACCACGCAAUAUUAG
Messenger RNA from Postia placenta MAD-698-R-SB12, 1362 nucleotides. Its product is annotated as glycoside hydrolase family 28 protein. The transcript is spliced from 15 exons. Gene Ontology annotation, biological process: carbohydrate metabolic process. NCBI's taxonomy places the organism in Eukaryota, Fungi, Basidiomycota, Agaricomycetes, Polyporales, Adustoporiaceae. The coding region runs from base 1 to 1362 and encodes 453 amino acids. The record is from RefSeq and is a predicted model, not a curated record. Gene Ontology annotation, molecular function: polygalacturonase activity.